Cebus imitator (Panamanian white-faced capuchin) is the source of this 2299-nucleotide messenger RNA. RefSeq names its product CCCTC-binding factor (gene CTCF). The transcript has 10 exons. Gene Ontology annotation, biological process: regulation of transcription by RNA polymerase II. Gene Ontology annotation, cellular component: nucleus. Gene Ontology annotation, molecular function: sequence-specific DNA binding; DNA-binding transcription factor activity, RNA polymerase II-specific. The coding region runs from base 440 to 2284 and encodes 614 amino acids. Lineage: Eukaryota; Metazoa; Chordata; Mammalia; Primates; Cebidae. The record is from RefSeq and is a predicted model, not a curated record.
GCUGCCCUGCGCCAACCCCUCCCCUCACCUAUCCUCCCCCGCCCUCCACUCGCCGCCCUGCCGGCCCCCCCACCCGUCCCUUCCCUUAUCAGCACCCGCGGCCCCGGCAGUGCCGACGCAGGCGCACUGCACCGCGCCGCCGCCAUUUUGUGUCCGAGCCUGUGGAGCGAUUAAACCGUGCGCGGUGCUGCUUCUUUAGCGGCAGCGGCGGCGGCGGUAGCCGGUGCGGACGCGCGGAGCUGGCCGGAGACGCCGGGUGGCCGGAGCCGUGGAGCGGCGGCGGAGCGGGCGCUGCGGGGGGUGUGGCGCGGAGAAUGAUUAUGGACUUGAAGCCAAAGAACAAGAUGCACUAGUGGACUGAUUGCUGACCAGGGGCUUGAGAGCUGAGUUCUGUUUUCCCUCCUCAAACUGACUUUGCGGCCACGGAGAGGAAGGGGAAAUGGAAGGUGAGGCGGUCGAAGCCAUUGUGGAGGAGUCCGAAACUUUUAUUAAAGGAAAAGAGAGAAAGACUUACCAGAGACGCCGGGAAGGGGGCCAGGAAGAAGAUGCCUGCCACCUACCCCAGAACCAGACGGAUGGGGGUGAGGUGGUCCAGGAUGUCAACAGCAGUGUACAGAUGGUAAUGAUGGAACAGCUGGACCCCACCCUUCUUCAGAUGAAGACUGAAGUAAUGGAGGGUACAGUGGCUCCAGAAGCAGAGGCUGCUGUGGACGAUACCCAGAUUAUAACUUUACAGGUUGUAAAUAUGGAGGAACAGCCCAUAAACAUAGGAGAGCUUCAGCUUGUUCAAGUACCUGUUCCUGUGACUGUACCUGUUGCUACUACUUCAGUAGAAGAACUCCAGGGGGCUUAUGAGAAUGAAGUGUCUAAAGAGGGCCUUGCGGAAAGUGAACCCAUGAUAUGCCACACCCUACCCUUGCCUGAAGGUUUUCAGGUGGUUAAAGUGGGGGCCAAUGGAGAGGUGGAGACACUAGAACAAGGGGAACUUCCACCCCAGGAAGAUCCUAGUUGGCAAAAAGACCCAGACUAUCAGCCACCAGCCAAAAAAACAAAGAAAACCAAAAAGAGCAAACUGCGUUACACAGAGGAGGGCAAAGAUGUGGAUGUGUCUGUCUAUGAUUUUGAGGAAGAACAGCAGGAGGGUCUGCUAUCAGAGGUUAAUGCAGAGAAAGUGGUUGGUAAUAUGAAGCCUCCAAAGCCAACAAAAAUUAAAAAGAAAGGUGUAAAGAAGACAUUCCAGUGUGAGCUUUGCAGUUACACGUGUCCACGGCGUUCAAAUUUGGAUCGUCACAUGAAAAGCCACACUGAUGAGAGACCACACAAGUGCCAUCUCUGCGGCAGGGCAUUCAGAACAGUCACCCUCCUGAGGAAUCACCUUAACACACACACAGGUACUCGUCCUCACAAGUGCCCAGACUGUGACAUGGCCUUUGUGACCAGUGGAGAAUUGGUUCGGCAUCGUCGUUAUAAACACACCCACGAGAAGCCAUUCAAGUGUUCCAUGUGUGAUUACGCCAGUGUAGAAGUCAGCAAAUUAAAACGUCAUAUUCGCUCUCAUACUGGAGAGCGUCCAUUUCAGUGCAGUUUGUGCAGUUAUGCCAGCAGGGACACAUACAAGCUGAAAAGGCACAUGAGAACCCAUUCAGGGGAAAAGCCUUAUGAAUGUUAUAUUUGUCAUGCUCGAUUUACCCAAAGUGGUACCAUGAAGAUGCACAUUUUACAGAAGCACACAGAAAAUGUGGCCAAAUUUCACUGUCCCCACUGUGACACAGUCAUAGCCCGAAAAAGUGAUUUGGGUGUCCACUUGAGAAAGCAGCAUUCCUAUAUUGAGCAAGGCAAGAAAUGUCGUUACUGUGAUGCUGUGUUUCAUGAGCGCUACGCCCUCAUCCAGCAUCAGAAGUCACACAAGAAUGAGAAGCGCUUUAAGUGCGACCAGUGUGAUUAUGCUUGUAGACAGGAGAGGCACAUGAUCAUGCACAAGCGCACUCACACCGGGGAGAAGCCUUACGCCUGCAGCCACUGCGAUAAGACCUUCCGCCAGAAGCAGCUUCUCGACAUGCACUUCAAGCGCUAUCACGACCCCAACUUUGUCCCUGCAGCCUUUGUGUGUUCUAAGUGUGGGAAAACAUUUACACGUCGGAAUACCAUGGCAAGACAUGCUGAUAAUUGUGCUGGCCCAGAUGGUGUAGAGGGGGAAAAUGGAGGAGAAACGAAAAAGAGUAAACGUGGAAGAAAAAGAAAGAUGCGCUCUAAGAAAGAGGAUUCCUCUGACAGUGGUAGGUGACUUGUUUCUUCUUUU